AUGGUGGCGCCGCUGUACGGCUCCCCCGGCGGCCGCCUGGCCCGGGCGCUGACGCGGGCGCUGGCGCUGGCCCUGGUGCUGGCCCUGCUGGUCGGGCUGCUCCUGAGCGGCCUGACGGGCGCGACCCCGGUCUCGGGGCGCCGGUGGGGGCCCAGCGGGCCGGUGCCGCCCGCCUCCCGCAGCCGCUCGGUGCGCCUGGACCCCCAGACCGGCCAGUUCCAGCUGGUGGAUGGCCUCCACCCGGAUGCCGUGGCCUGGGCCAACCUCACCAACGCCAUCCGCGACACCGGGUGGGCCUUUCUGGAGCUGCGCACGAACGGCCAGUAUAAUGACAGCCUACAGGCCUAUGCGGCGGGUGUGGUGGAGGCUGCUGUGUCUGAGGAGCUCAUCUACAUGCACUGGAUGAACACCGUGGUGAAUUAUUGUGGCCCCUUUGAGUACGAAGUCAGCUACUGCGAGAGGCUCAGGAGAUUCCUGGAGACCAACCUGGACUGGAUGCAGGAGGCGAUAGAGCUGAACAAGGACUCUGCGUACUGGCAUCAGGUGCGGCUGACCCUCCUGCAGCUGAAAGGCCUCGAGGACAGCUAUGAAGGCAGUAUGACCUUUCCAACUGGGAGGUUUACCAUCAAACCCUUGGGGUUCCUCCUGUUGCAGCUCUCUGGGGACCUGGGAGACUUAGAGCCAGCCCUGAAUAAGACCAAGACCAAGCACGUUAUGGGCUCUGGCUCCUGCUCUGCCCUCAUCAAGCUGUUGCCCGGCCAGAGUGACCUCCUGAUUGCCCACAACACCUGGAGCUCCUACCAGAACAUGCUGCGGAUCAUCAAGAAGUACUGGUUCCAGUUCCGGGAAGACCCCCAAGAGAACUCUCCCCUGGCUCCUGGCAACAAGCUGGUCUUCUCAUCCUACCCUGGCACCCUCUUCUCCUGUGAUGACUUCUACAUCAUGGGCAGCGGACUGGUGACCCUGGAAACUACCAUCGGCAACAGGAACCCAGCUCUGUGGAAGUAUGUGCAGCCCAAGAACUGUGUGCUGGAGUGGGUGCGUAAUGUUGUGGCCAACCGCUUGGCCUUGGAUGGGGACUCCUGGGCAGACAUCUUCAAGAAAUUCAACAGUGGCACGUACAACAACCAGUGGAUGAUCGUGGACUAUAAGGCAUUUGUCCCUGGUGGGCCUAGCCCUGGGAACAGGGUGCUCACCAUCCUGGAGCAGAUCCCGGGCAUGGUGGUGGUGGCUGAUAAGACCUCAGAACUCUACCAGAAGACCUACUGGGCCAGCUACAACAUACCGUACUUUGAGAGUGUGUUCAACGCCAGUGGGUUGCAAGCCCUGGUGGCCCAGUACGGGGACUGGUUCUCCUAUGAUGGGAGUCCCCGGGCCCGAAUCUUCCGGCGGAACCAGUCACUGGUGCAUGACCUAGACUCCAUGCUCCGGCUUAUGAGGUACAAUGACUUCCUGCAUGACCCCCUGUCGCUGUGCAAAGCCUGCAGCCCCCAGGCCAACGCAGAGAAUGCCAUCUCGGCCCGCUCAGACCUGAACCCGGCCAAUGGCUCCUACCCUUUCCAGGCCCUGCAUCAGCGCUCCCACGGGGGCAUAGAUGUAAAGAUGACCAGCAUGGCUCUGGCCAAGGCCUUUCACAUCAUUGCGGUCAGUGGCCCGACGUGGGACCAGGUGCCCCCGUUCCAGUGGAGCUCCUCGCCUUUCAGCGGCCUGCUACACAUGGGCCAGCCUGACGUCUGGAAGUUCUUGCCCAUUGAGACCUGGUGGGACUGAGCCUCCUUCUCUGCGCUGCUGACCCCCAGCAGGGCCAUCUGCCGGCUGCCGCCCUGACCUCCUGCCUGCCCACUCCAUGGGCCUCGUUCCCUGCCAGGUCUGGGACCUGGGUGUGCCAGGUUCCCUCUUGUCUGGGUCGUCUCCUGGCUGGGAUGUGGAGUCCAAUGGGGCCCAGAACUGAGUCGUUGGCUCCCCUUAAGUGGGGGGAUGCCGCCCCUGCUCCUUGCCUCUCUCCUCUACUCUGCUUGUCUCUCUCCCCUGUGCUGGGGCCCUGUCCUCAUGCUGCCCCAUCUCGAGGGCUUGGGAGGGGUCCUUGGAUGGGACUUGGGACCCCUGGUAGAGCAGGAGGGGACCAUUCCAGUCCCUGCCUCCAGUGUCAUUCCGGCCCGUGGCUCUGGGACUUGGGGGUUUCAGCCCUGAGAUCUGGGCGUUGCCUCCGGUUGGCAUCCAUCCUCCUGUCUCCCAGCCCUAGCUGCUCUGCUCCCUCAGGAAGCAGCCCCCUUGCUUCCCCUUCUGGGCAACUUCCCUGAGGACAGAAACUUGAAAGCAAACAAAAACCAAAGUUUCUGGUGACUUGUGGCUGGAGGGGCCUUCGGGGGUAGACAAGAGUGUCAGCCCCUAUGCUGCAGCCUCAUGCCCCUUGCCUCCCAACUUGGGCCUGCCCUUGGCCUCAGGGUGGUGCCCACAGCUCCCCUGCUGUAGGAACCAAAUUGCAGACUGUGCUGCCAUUAAAUGAGAGGCCGUGGCUCCUGUGCUGUGUUUUUUGGGGCAGUAGGGAAGGCUGGGCUGGGUCCUUUCUCCUCACUGGCUUGGGUUCUACACCAUCUACCGAUGCAUUCUCCUGUCCAUUCUUCUGUCUAAUCUAUUCAUUUAUUCACCUGCUAACUCACCCAUUGUCCAUCUGCACAGUCAUCCAUCCACCUACCCAACCGUCCAUCCAUCCAUCCACCCACCCAUCCAUCUAUCCAUAGAACCAUCCACCCACCCACCCAUCCAUCCAUAGAGCCAUCCAUUUUCCGUCCACCCAUCUAUUCAUCUCUUUCAUCCAUCCACCCGUCUACCUAUUCAUUCAUCUAUAUCUGUCCAUCCAGAUGUUCAGUGAGCACCUACUUUGCUCUGGGUGCUAUCCCAGGGCCUUGUUAACCAACAAGACUUUCCCACUGUGGGAUACAGGCCAACACGAAACAGAAUCUGUCACCAACUGAUCUUAGCCAGCUGGUCAACCCCAGUCCUCGGCGCCUUGGCUCUUAAUAGUGGUCAGAGGGGUCUGCCUGCCUUUUUGGGGGGUUUUGUGCUGAAUCAAGUGGGACAGUCGAGGCUGGAAGCAAUCCUGUUCUGGGAAGGUUUCCCUGAACUGAGCACUAUUUCAGUCCUACUCUGUCCUGUAGGUAGAAUUCUGAGGCCAUCCCCUAUAAAAUACAUGUCUGUC
Molecule: messenger RNA, 3199 nt
Organism: Canis lupus familiaris (dog)
Lineage: Eukaryota; Metazoa; Chordata; Mammalia; Carnivora; Canidae
Gene: PLBD2
Product: phospholipase B domain containing 2
Exons: 12
Coding region: 1-1770 (589 amino acids)
Biological process (GO): phospholipid catabolic process
Cellular component (GO): extracellular region
Molecular function (GO): glycerophospholipase activity
Source: RefSeq, a predicted model, not a curated record